Molecule: messenger RNA, 793 nt
Organism: Galdieria sulphuraria
Lineage: Eukaryota; Rhodophyta; Bangiophyceae; Galdieriales; Galdieriaceae
Exons: 2
Coding region: 49-423 (124 amino acids)
Source: RefSeq, a predicted model, not a curated record
UUUGAUUCCCAAAUCUAUACGAACGGAGAACGACCGUUGACAGUUAAGAUGGAUUGGUAUGUCCUACAACUCAGUGACUCCAGUCCUCAUUGGUUCGAAGCCUCGGAAGAGUUUCCUAUUCUUUUAACCAGCGCAAGUAUUGCUGAUAUGGCUUGUAAGGUGAAAAUAACCAUUCUACUUUUCCAGGCCUCUUUAGUGGACUACUCUUCACAGACAGAGCAGCGUGUGGUUGUUUCUAUGUCACCAGUUAAGGAAUCCUCCACUGUGACUAAAGAAGUGCCUUUAUGUGUAUUGCUUCCUAGAAAACGUGAAUCAAUUCCUCUUCAGCAUCUUAUUACCGCACCGAACAAGGUGACACUAAAGAACGGAAAUGGUGCGAAAGUGGAAAUCAGUGGAAUAGCUAUUGUCGGGAAAUUAACGUAGCGUACAAUCUUAUCUGUUUCAGCUUGGUUGGCUUUUUGGAAGAUUCCUAUUGAUGCUCGGACAGUUGUUAAGCAGUUGCUCCUGAAGGACACUUUUUGGACGAAACCUUUUUUGAAUAAGACUACAAAACUGAUUCUUUCAGUUGAUGACGUACUUUGUUGAACUAUAGAAUUGUACUUAAAUAAAAGAGAGUAUAACCACUUAUACUCCAGUCUUUGUAUUUCCACAGUUGCUCAAUAAAUACUUUUCAUCAGUUAAGGAAAUAGUAGUGGUCGUUGAUGUGUUGUGAUUCAAAACUUUCAGAGCUUGGCAGCGUGUCUUGACUUCUAUUCGAAGAAAUUCCGCAUUGUAUAAAAAGUGUUAUAAAUAG